ACAGACGUGACGUAAUUCCCCGGCGACUGGACCAUUUCGUAAACAUCAAUCCGUUUGAUAUUUCCGCAUUAUCGAGGUAUUUCUCCCGGAGAUUAACGGAAUGGCUUUGGAAACGGUCCCCAAAGACCUUCGCCAUCUGCGAGCCUGUCUUCUUUGUUCUUUAGUGAAGACCAUUGACCAGUUUGAAUAUGACGGCUGUGACAACUGCGAGUCGUACCUGCAGAUGAAAGGGAACCGAGAGAUGGUUUAUGAAUGCACAAGUUCCUCAUUUGAUGGUGUGAUAGCCAUGAUGAGUCCGGAGGACAGUUGGGUUGCUAAAUGGCAGAGGAUAGGCAACUUCAAGCCAGGUGUAUAUGCAGUGUCAGUGACAGGCAGACUACCUCCAGGUGUGGUGAGAGAGUUGAAAAGCAGAGGAGUAAUCUACAAAUCCAGAGAUACAGCAGUGAAGACAUAAACCGGACUGCUUCCAGUUGUCUGGUCAGAGCGGUAUGACACUGCAGCACCAACGCCAGGAAGAAGGAACACCAGUGGGACUAAAUUUGAUCAAGUCUGUAAUGUCUUAUGAAACUGUCCUCCAGCUGUUGGAGCCCUAGAACUUUUGUCUUUUGUUGUGAUUAGAAAUGUUUGCAUGAGGGCUUAUUGGUGAGAAAAAGGGGAUGUUUUCUCUUUGUUUUUUAUUAAUUGCAAAAAAAAUAAAGGUUGGUUUUAUAAGAAA
Molecule: messenger RNA, 715 nt
Organism: Dicentrarchus labrax (European seabass)
Lineage: Eukaryota; Metazoa; Chordata; Actinopteri; Moronidae
Gene: supt4h1
Product: SPT4 homolog, DSIF elongation factor subunit
Exons: 5
Coding region: 101-454 (117 amino acids)
Biological process (GO): regulation of transcription elongation by RNA polymerase II; mRNA processing; chromatin organization
Cellular component (GO): DSIF complex; nucleus
Molecular function (GO): zinc ion binding; RNA polymerase II complex binding
Source: RefSeq, a predicted model, not a curated record